CGAACUAGGAAAGAAGAAAAAAAUGUACGAAAAUAAUCUCUUAUCGCUCUCUGCAUGCACCAUGAAUCUCAAUUUCGCUUUCUCCCCAUUCCUUGUCUCUCAGAGACAACCAUUCUCUCCCCAAAAGCGUAAUCUUCACACUCUCAUCGCUGUUUCUGCUAAUUCCGACAACCUCGCCGGUGAAAAUAACGGCGGAAUGUCGGCGGUGAAUAAAGGUUCUGGGACUACGGCAAGAGGAAGGAGAUUACUCAAGGUUAGAGAAGAGAAGAGAAAACGCGACUACGAUCGUCUUCACGAUUACCCGUCUUGGGCCAAGGUACUGGAAAGUGCGUGUAAAGAUGAUGAAGAGCUUCGAGCUGUUCUUGGUGAUAGCAUUGGUAACCCUGAGCUCAUGAGAAAGAAGGUUGAAGAAAGAGUUAGGAAGAAGGGAAAAGAUUUCCAGAAGCAGAAGACUGGUUCUGUGCUUUCUUUCAAAGUUAACUUUAGAGACUUCAAUCCUGUUGAUUCCUUCAUAUGGUUUGAACUCUAUGGAACGCCUUCAGAUCGAGAUGUUGAUCUCAUAGGAAGUGUUAUACAGGCAUGGUAUGUUAUGGGGCGAUUGGGCGCUUUCAAUACAUCCAACUUGCAGCUAGCAAAUUCAUCUCUAGAAUAUGAUCCUCUCUAUGACGCAAAGAAGGGCUUCAAAGUGAUGCCUUCAUCGUUUCAUGACAUUAGCGAUGUCGAAUUUCAAGACAACUGGGGUCGUGUGUGGGUUGAUCUUGGUACUUCCGAUAUCUUCGCCCUUGAUGUGCUUCUCAACUGUUUAACAGUUAUGAGUUCAGAGUACUUGGGCAUUCAACAAGUAGUAUUUGGUGGUAAACGAAUGGGAGAUUGGGAAGAGGGAAUGACAAAUCCUGAUUUUGGGUAUAAGUACUUCAAGAUCUGAAUUUUCUAGAAAACAGUUUUUGUUAAAUAUAGGCUUCUCUUUUGUGCUCUUAAGAACAAAUAGCUAAACAGUGUGGAAGAAAUGAUAACCUAGAUC
Arabidopsis arenosa is the source of this 1021-nucleotide messenger RNA. NCBI's taxonomy places the organism in Eukaryota, Viridiplantae, Streptophyta, Magnoliopsida, Brassicales, Brassicaceae. The record is from the annotation of a GenBank genome assembly.